This is a messenger RNA of Priapulus caudatus, 1745 nucleotides long. Its product is annotated as putative tRNA (cytidine(32)/guanosine(34)-2'-O)-methyltransferase. The transcript has 10 exons. NCBI's taxonomy places the organism in Eukaryota, Metazoa, Priapulida, Priapulimorpha, Priapulimorphida, Priapulidae. Gene Ontology annotation, molecular function: tRNA methyltransferase activity. Gene Ontology annotation, biological process: tRNA methylation; cytoplasmic translation. Gene Ontology annotation, cellular component: cytoplasm. The coding region runs from base 29 to 886 and encodes 285 amino acids. The record is from RefSeq and is a predicted model, not a curated record.
GAAGUGCGUUUAAGCUUCUGCAAAUAAUAUGACGAUACUGCAUUAUAUUAAUUGGUGUGAAGAAGUUGUUGAUCUCUGUGCAGCUCCUGGUAGCUGGAGCCAGGUACUAUCUCGAAAACUAAGAGAAGCACAUGACGAAAAAUGUGAAGAUUUGUUGCUGUUGAUCUACAAGCCAUGGCACCUAUUAGUGGGGUUAUCAAAUCCAAGUGACAUCACAAAGGAGUUCACAGCGCAAGAGAUAAUUAGAAACUUUGAAGGUGAAGCAGCAGAUUUGGUCGUCUGUGAUGGAGCACCUGAUGUGACCGGCCUUCAUGAUGUGGAUGAGUACAUACAGGCACAGCUGCUAUUGGCUGCACUGAAUAUCACGACGCAUGUGCUCAAGCGUGGAGGAACGUUCGUAGCAAAGAUCUUCAGAGGCAAAGAUGUCACACUCUUAUACUCACAGCUCAAGAUCUUCUUUCCAAAUGUGACAAUCGCUAAACCAAGCAGUAGCAGAAACUCCAGCAUAGAGGCAUUUGCUGUGUGUCAGAACUAUUCACCACCAGAUGGCUACGUUCCGAAUAUGUCCAACCCACUUCUUGAUCAUCAUUACGACAUGGAUUUCAAUAGCCUGGAAGGAAUAAACAGGGUGAUAGUGCCAUUUCUGGCCUGUGGAGAUCUCAGUGCAUACGACUCCGACAUGACUUACCCUCUACAGUUAAAAGAGGGAGAGGACUAUACGUGGAGGCCUCCUACCCAGGGUCCAAUAGAACCUCCAUACAAGGAUGCUUGUUUCCUGAAGAAGAAUGAGCUACUGGCUAAACCAUCAUCAUCAUUAUCAUCGUCAUCAUCAGGAAAGGAUACUACCAAGAGUACUCUUGAUACUACUCAUCCCCAACUUGAAUAAGGUAUGCAGUGUAGCCAGUCAUACACGAUACAGUUACUGUCAGCUCAUCCACAAUAGACAGAUGGCAUAUUAUAGGGUUGUAAAAAAUGAGAAUUUAUUUAAUAAAUACGUUGUAAUCCUUUUUCGAACAAUAGUAUGCUAUUUGUUAUUUUCAAUAAUGGUUCUUUUUAAUUUACUCGUGUUCUUACAUUGAAAGCUUUCAACACGAGGUAUAUAGGAAAUGGGACAGCUCUGAAUUUGCACAUUUUUAUAUGGUAACCCUACUGGAUGUUAAUAGACUCAUUCGAUAUGGUGUAAAGAUCAUAAAUGUGUGAAUGUUUUUUACUGAAUUAUGAAAAAAGUGAAGAUACUAGAAAUACUGAAUUAGGGUUACUGCUGUACGUGUGCGUAUAAGCAAACAUGAUUUAGUGAGUGACGCGUUGUCACUUUUUAAAAGUGUUUAAAGUAGGUGUAAUAGUUGGGCAUUAUAUGAAUCAAUGUUUGCUAUUAUUAGCUUAUUAUGUCAGAGGGUUUUAUAUUACUGUUGAUGAUGUUUUAGAAUACUUCAAAGUAAUUAGACUAAUCUAACUGUUGCUGGCUUUUUGUCAGCUCAAACUCCCUGUCACUGAUGUUGGGUUGUACUCCGUGGAAGAUUUCCUUACAGUUAUCCAGUUUCGCUUCUCGUAUCUUACGAUCUUGUGUACGUUUUUAUGUAGAUGUACGCAUGCUUUCUUUGUUCUCCAAUAAGCGCAUAAUUAUGGUCAGAUGUUCAUUUAGAAUGUUAUAUUCCAUUUGUAAUUCUGUCGCUCGGAGCCCACGCGUCUGCAAUCACUAGCGGAUUAAGGGCGGGGCAACAGGGGCACGUGCCCCGGGCCCCCCA